AUGGCGGCGUCUUCCCAGAAACCCCAAGGCAAGAAGAAGGCCAGAGACCCCCCAAAGUUCAACAAGUCCUCCAAACAGCCAUUCAAACCAAACAAGGACCGAAACGACACUGCCCGGUCCGAAGCCGUCGCUUUGCAGCUGGAAGACGACGUCCCUGAUUUCCCCAGAGGUGGAGGAAGUGCUUUGAACAGACAGGAGCGCAAUGAAAUUCGGGCUGAAGUCGAUGCAGAAUUUGAGGCAGAGGAGCGGGAGAUGAAGAAAAGAAAGAAGAUAGGGAUGCAGAAGAAGAGUCUCUCAUCGGAGGACGAUUUGGGUUCGCUUUUCGGUGAUGGUAUUACUGGAAAACUACCUAAAUAUGCAAACAAGAUCACUAUGAAGAACAUAUCUGCUGGAAUGAAGGUUUGGGGAGUUGUUGCUGAAGUAAAUGAGAAGGACCUUGUAAUUAGCCUUCCAGGGGGAUUGCGUGGAUUAGUUCGUGCUUCUGAAGCUUUGGAUCCUAUUUUGGAUAAUGAAACGAAGGCUGUAGCAGAUAAUCUCCUUGCUAGCGUAUUCCAUGUUGGACAGCUGGUAUCUUGCAUUGUGUUGCAGUUGGAUGAGGAUAAGAAAGAGAAAGGGAAAAGGAAGAUCUGGCUUUCUUUGCGCCUAUCUUUGUUGCAUAAGGGCUUCACUUUGGAUUCUGUCCAAGAAGGCAUGGUCCUUACUGCAUAUGUUAAAAGCAUUGAAGAUCAUGGUUACAUGCUUCAUUUUGGCUUAUCUUCAUUCACGGGAUUUUUGCCCAAAAAUAGCCAAGCUGAUAGCAAGGAGAUUCAAGUGAACACUGGGCAACUACUUCAAGGCGCUGUUAGAAGUAUUGAUAAAGUCCGCAAGGUUGUGCAUUUGAGUUCAGACCUAGAAACUGUAUCAAAAUGUGUGACCAAGGAUCUCAAGGGAAUUUCAAUUGAUCUACUUGUUCCGGGCAUGCUGGUUAAUGCUCGUGUGCUAUCCACCCUUGAAAAUGGGGUUAUGUUAUCAUUUCUUACUUACUUUACUGGAACUGUUGACAUAUUUCAUCUGCAAAAUAGUUACCCUACCCUAAACUGGAAGGAGGAUUAUAAUCAACACAAGAAGGCAAGUGUUAAUGCUCGAAUAUUGUUUAUUGACCCUUCAACUAGAGCUGUUGGUUUGACGCUGAAUCCACAUCUUGUCCGCAACAAGGCUCCUCCUUCACCUGUCAAAAUUGGAGACAUAUGCGAUGGCUCAAAAGUAGUCAGGGUAGAUAGAGGGUUGGGUCUUCUGCUUGAAAUACCAUCUACCCCGGUUUCAACUCCGGCAUACGUUAGUAUAUGUGAUGUGGCUGAAGAGGAAGUUCGGAAGCUUGAAAAGAAGUUCAAGCAAGGUAGUCAUGUUCGUGUCAGAGUUCUUGGUUUUAGGCACUUGGAAGGACUUGCGACAGGGAGUUUGAAGGCCAGUGCUUUUGAAGGGACAGUGUUCACUCACUCAGAUGUCAAGCCUGGGAUGGUGGUGAAAGGUAAAAUCAUAGCUGUUGACAGCUUUGGUGCUAUAGUGCAAUUUCCUGGUGGUGUGAAGGCACUUUGCCCUCUUAAUCAUAUGUCUGAAUUUGAAAUUGCAAAGCCUAGAAAAAAAUUUAAGAUUGGAGCUGAACUUCUGUUCCGUGUGCUUGGUUGCAAGUCCAAGAGAAUAACCGUUACACACAAGAAAACACUUGUGAAAUCUAAUCUUGGGAUUGUAAGUUCAUAUGCUGACGCAGCUGAUGGAUUAAUAACCCAUGGCUGGAUAAGAAAGAUUGAGGAACAUGGAUGCUUUAUCCAUUUUUACAAUGGGGUCCAAGGAUUUGCACCAAGGCAAGGCCCUGACCACUUAGCUUGCAAAUUUAAUUAG
This is a messenger RNA of Prunus armeniaca (apricot), 1878 nucleotides long. Lineage: Eukaryota; Viridiplantae; Streptophyta; Magnoliopsida; Rosales; Rosaceae. The record is from the annotation of a GenBank genome assembly.